Choloepus didactylus (southern two-toed sloth) is the source of this 3633-nucleotide messenger RNA. RefSeq names its product golgi membrane protein 2 (gene GOLM2). NCBI's taxonomy places the organism in Eukaryota, Metazoa, Chordata, Mammalia, Pilosa, Megalonychidae. The coding region runs from base 318 to 1628 and encodes 436 amino acids. The record is from RefSeq and is a predicted model, not a curated record. The transcript is spliced from 10 exons.
CCCGCCCCACAACCCUGAGGUGUUGGGUCCCGGUUGCUGGCAGUUAGUUAAGUUUUCCUGGUUCCACACCGCGGGUGUAGGGUCAGGUUCAAAGCCUUCGGAACGCGCUUUGGCACGAUUUGAGGAGGGGGGGCGGGGAAGGCCCUGCAGUUUGCGGCCCCGCCCCCUUCUCCAGCUCGUUCGUGGGCGAGACAGCCCGCCUCCUUCUCUAAUUUCGUCCUGGGGCCGCGUCCCCGGGGCUGCUCAGCAGCCAAGGCCUGAGUUUUUGCGUGCAGGUGUCGGCGGCGAGGCCACAGGGCACAGCCUGGUUCGACCCCAUGGUGGGGUUCGGGGCCAACCGGCGGGCGGGCCGCCUGCCCUCCCUCGUGCUAGUGAUGCUACUGGUUGUGAUCGCCGUCCUAGCCUUCAACUACUGGAGCAUCUCCUCCCGCCACGUCUUGCUUCAGGAGGAGGUAGCCGAGCUGCAGGGCCAGGUCCAGCGCACCGAGGUGGCCCGUGGGCGCCUGGAGAAGCGCAAUUCGGACCUCCUGCUCUUGGUGGACUCGCACAAGAAGCAGAUCGACCGGAAGGAGGCCGACUACGGUCGCCUGAGCAGCCGGCUGCAGGCCAGGGAGGGCCUGGGGAAGAGAUGCGAGGAUGACAAGGUUAAACUACAGAACAACAUAUCAUAUCAAAUGGCAGACAUACAUCAUUUAAAGGAACAACUUGCUGAGCUUCGUCAGGAGUUUCUUCGACAAGAAGACCAGCUUCAGGACUAUAGGAAGAACAAUACUUACCUUGUGAAGAGGUUAGAAUAUGAGAGUUUUCAGUGUGGACAACAGAUAAAGGAAUUAAGAACACAGCAUGAAGAAAAUAUUAAAAAGUUAGCAGACCAAUUUGUGCAGGAACAAAAGCAAGAGAUGCACAAGGUUCAAUCAAAUGAUGACAAGGAUUUGGGUAUAAAUGAUCAUGCAGUACCUAAAAAUAUUCCAAAAGUAGCUGAGAAUGCUGCAGAUAAGAAUGAAGAGCCUUCAAGCAAUCAUAUUCUACAUGGGAAAGAACACGUCAAACGAGGUGGUGAUGCAGGAAUGCCUGGGAUAGAAGAGAAUGACCUUGCAAAAGCUGAAGAUCUUCCCACUUCUUUAAAGAAGCCCCCUCUUUCAGUUUCUAAACAUGGAAGUCAUCAAGCAAUCUCUCAUCUUGCAACUGGACAACCUCUCUCCCCAAACAUGGCUCCAGAUUCACAAAUGAACCACAAUCGAAAUCCUGGUACUUCAAAACAGAUAUCUUCUAAUUCUCUUCAGCGUUUAAUUCCAGGCCCAAACUUGGAAAGUGAACCUAGAGUUCAAACAGAUAUGCUAAAGCAGGAUACCAAGGAUAGAGUUGGUGAUUUCCAUAAGUUGAAGCAAAGCCGAUUCUUUGAUGAGAAUGAAUCCCCUGUUGAUCCGCAACAUGGAUCUAAACUGGCGGAUUAUAAUGGGGAUGAUGGUAACGUAGGUGAGUAUGAGGCAGACAAGCAGGCUGAACUGGCUUACAAUGAGGAAGAAGAUGGUGAUGGUGGAGAGGAAGACGUCCAAGAUGAUGAAGAGCGAGAGCUUCAGAUGGAUCCUGCAGACUAUGGAAAGCAACGUUUCAAUGAUGUCCUUUAAGUCCUAAAGGAAAACUUCAGAAAACCUAAAGUGCUGUAAAAUGGAGUCCUUUCUACUUUGUUGUUUUUCAACUUUUGUUGUAAAGGUCAGUUGUAUCAGUUGUAAAGAUACAUUGAGAUAGAUGUAAGGAAAAACUUUAAUGAAGGAAUGCACCCAUGUACAUAUGUGAACUUUUUCAUAUUGUAUUAUUCAAGCAGAGACUUUUUUGAUUAUGAUAUACAUAAUGUGUUGAGCCACAAAAUAAGCAAAACUAAUCUUUGCAUUUAAAGCAAACUAAUGUAUAUUUUAAAUUUAGUUGAGCCUAAUUCUUUCCACAAAAGGGCAAACAGAAAAAGAUGGUUGUACAGUUUGUAUGUUGGAUAUAGCAUCACCACAAUGAGAUAAUUAUUCAGCUGAAAAACUUUUUAUACACUAAUAUAUUCUUGUUAGCCCAAUAGGUAUUCUAUUUACCCCUCAUCUCAUACUCUUCAAGGAGUUAUACCUAGAACAGUUACAUAAAGGAGGGGAGACUGGAAGUCAAACACAGCAUUUGUGCAAAGUCAUUUCCCUACUCCUUUUUGUUACAUGAACACUGAUGUGUUUUGGCAGGUAAUGGUUUAGCUGAGGCCUGAUGGAAGUUGAGAUAACCUGCAAAAACAUUACAGUAUUCAUGGGUUGUACCUUAUUCAGUUCAUGGAAUUAUGGAAUGCAUGAUUGAUGAUACAUUUUCAAUUUUUAUUUUUUUCACUUAAUACCACUACAUUUUGCCAGCACUGGCUAAAAUUUUUUUAUUUUCAGAGUUUAAGUUGGUGAAUUCAUGAUUUAAAUGCCAGGUCCUGAAAGGGACUAAAUCAGUUUUGAAAUGAAUCUGUAAUUAGUGUUUCAAAGCUUCUCUGGUAGUUUUAGUGAUAUUAUUUGACUAGAAUUUUUCAGAAAUACUAAGUAAGGAAUUUUAACAGAUGUUUUUAUUAAGCACAGAUAAACAGAAGUGCGUGAGAUCCACAGCCAUUUUAUUAAAAUAGCUUAAAAAGUUUGUUGUAAAGGCAAAGAAUCUUUGUAAUUACUUAAUAUGUUAGUUAAGAACCCAUCAAUCUCAUAUUUGCUAGACCUGCAAAAUUAUCUUAAAUGCAUUUGUCUUUUUUGACACUAUUUAGUAGAAUGUGUAAGCUAGCUAAUUCUUGUUUUCUGAUUUAAAGUACUUUUUGAACUUAUCCCCUCUACCCAAAAAUAAAAGAUUUUGAUCACAAGGGACAAUUUAAGGUUGUUUUUCAGAAGAGCUACUGUUAAUUGCACAUAGAUAUGAAAUGCUUUUCUUUUUCUUUAUUCAGGCUCCUAUCAAAAUUAAAAUUUACAGAGAAAAAUAGGUUGUUCCCUUGUUAGAGAUGCAAAAAUUCUUAGACUUCAGUUUGAACUUAUUUUGUAACCAGGAGAAGAUUCAAUAAUUUAAUAAAAAUUUUUUUCCCAUCACAUCAAAGUAAGCAAUUCAUGCCUUUGUUAUCAGUAGGAUCAAGCCUACAAUGAAUAGUUGGUUCACAGAACUUUUUAAAUGGAGUUAAAGGGAAUUGAUGUACAUCUUUUGGGUGUUAGGAAGAGGGAGAUGAAUCUAAAAAAUACUCCUAGUAAUAUUUUAUACUUAAUACUAUACAAAUCUUUACAAAUGGAAACCAUAAAAUUACUUGCUUAGUUCAUCAUAAAAACGAUCACUUGGUUGUAUGGUAACUAUUACUUACACUGAAAAAUUUCUUCAGUUAGCAACCUAUACAUUUUAUAAACUGAGAACCUUGGACCAAUUGAUAAAAUUUCUGACUGUAUUAACAUUGUAGUGCUAUAAAACACUCUUAACAAUCUCUCAAAAUUCUGACAGUUUACAGUCUGUAUUAGACAUUCUGGUUUUUUAUGUUUUACUUCUGCCUUAAAGUUUAGGUUUUUAAAUGUAUCUUGCCCUGAAUUAAGUGUUAAUUUGAUGGAAACUCUGCUUUUAAAAUCAUCCCUUACUGGGUUCUAAUAAAUUAAAAAUUAAACUUGU